UUGACUAGUCUAGUUAGUUGCUUCGAGUAAACAAAAUGAUUUGCAUUAAAAUACCGACGUUAAUGCUCAGCUGGAUUGUGCUAGUUUGGUCCAAAGUGAUCGUCGACGUGAACGAAGAGGUUUUCAACUGUGAAAAUUCCCUCCCCAAUUCGGCCGUUGAUUUUUCCGAUCUCGAGUACGAGCUGGACGACAAAGAUGAGCUGACUUUGAACGGGCAGAUUCGCGUGAACGAGGAUUAUGAAGCGCCGAUUGGGCUCAACUUCUACACCCGUCAUCUGGAGCACGGCAAGUGGAACGUGGGACUUUUCAGCACGAUGGUGAAGGAUUUCUGUCCGGAUUUGCUCAAUCCAACGAAGCCGUGGUACUUUAUCACGAAAACGCUGAAUCAAACGCAGUGUCCUUACAAAAAAGGGCACAUUGAAAUUUUGGACCACAUGCGGUACGGUACCUAUGGAGCCAUUAUUCCAUUUAACAUGCUUGGUGAAUGGAAGUUUUUCUUUGAAAUAAGCGCGAAGCGCAACGGAGCUCUGAUUAAGGAGUGUAACAUGCUGAGAGUUUUCCUAACAGACGGUUGAAUUGUGAAUUUUUUUAUAGCAUAAAUGUUGUAAAGAAUGGGGCGUUUUUUGCUGUAAUGUAAAAAAAUGUUUUUUUUUUUUAA
Messenger RNA from Culex quinquefasciatus (southern house mosquito), 658 nucleotides. RefSeq lists its product as uncharacterized. Lineage: Eukaryota; Metazoa; Arthropoda; Insecta; Diptera; Culicidae. The record is from RefSeq and is a predicted model, not a curated record. The coding region runs from base 36 to 575 and encodes 179 amino acids. The transcript has 3 exons.